UGAUAAACCUAAUUGGAAGCGCUGUUUAUGCAAGAUGGAACGUUGAGUCUCCUGGAUCUGAUUGGCUCCUCGGCACCAGGUCUCCUCCAAUCAGAGGGCGCGGUGCGAACUUCCAGGACUCUACAAACACCUGGUGGUCCGGCCGAUGUGAUUGAUGGAGGAAGCGGCUGGAAAUCGUCCGUUUGAGACCUCUUUAUAUGGAUGCUCCUCUUCCUCGGCCUGGUCGUCUUCUUCUCCUCGAGCUUCUCCGCCGAGAUGAACCAGACCUCCAGGCUGCUCGCGGACAGCGGGGAGCAGUGCUCGGCCUGCGACUUCCGGGAGCAUAGCAAGCAGAUGCGGCUCCACAGCAUCAAGUCUCAGAUCCUCAGCAUCCUGCGGCUCGAGCAGGCGCCCAACAUCAGCCGGGACAUGAUCCGCCAGCUGCUGCCCAAAGCGCCGCCUCUGACGCAGCUGCUGGACCAGUACGACCCGCGCGUGGAGGACGAGGACCACGCGACGACGGAGACCAUAAUCACCAUGGCCACCAAGCCCAACCCGAUCGCCCAGGACGAGUUGUCCUCCUGCUGUGUCUUCAGCCUCAGUCCAAAGAUCCAACCCAAAAACAUCCUGCGGGCUCAGCUGUGGGUCCACCUGCGGCCGGCCGACAUGGUCACCACCGUCUUCCUGCAGAUCUCCCGCCUCAAACCCGGGAAGGAGGGAAACAACACGCGGGUCAGAGUCCGCUCGCUGAAGAUCGACAUGGACGCCGGCGCCGGCUCCUGGCAGAGCAUCGACAUCAAGCCCCUCCUGCAGGCCUGGCUGCGGCAGCCGGAGACCAACUACGGGAUCGAGAUCAACGCCUUCGACUCCAACGGAGAAGAUCUGGCGGUCACGUCAGCGGAGCCUGGAGAGGAGGGGCUGCAACCGUUCAUCGAAGUGAAGAUCCUCGACAGCCCCAAGCGAUCCCGCCGCGACUCGGGCCUCAACUGCGACGAGGAGUCCGCAGAGACCCGCUGCUGCCGCUACCCGCUCACCGUCGACUUCGAGGAGUUCGGCUGGGACUGGAUCAUCGCUCCCAAACGCUACCGGGCCAACUACUGCUCGGGGGAGUGCGAGUUCAUGCACCUGCAGCAGUACCCGCACGCACACCUGGUGAACAAGGCCAACCCGCGGGGCACGGCGGGGCCCUGCUGCACGCCCACCAAGAUGUCGCCCAUCAACAUGCUGUACUUCAACCGAAAAGAGCAGAUCAUCUACGGGAAGAUCCCGUCCAUGGUGGUCGACCACUGCGGCUGCUCCUGAGGAGACUUUGGUGUUUUUUUCAGCUAAAGUGAUGCAAAAAAUUAAUAUUUUGUUAAAAGUGCAUAAACCCUUUAAAAUCCCGCCUAUGAAAGAGAUAAUCUCGAAGACAAGACUUCAGAAAGUUGUGUUUUUAUCCACAAAAAUUCAAGAUCAGAUGAUUGACACAUUUGUUUGGUUGUUUUUGGUAAAGUAUCAGCUGAAACACAAAAGAAAUCACAGAAAUGAUCCAAUAAUCUAAAUUUACAACAGUAGAUUUACAAGGUGCAUUUCAGGCAGAAUAUCAGGGUGACGAGUGCAGUCGCCAGAAAACAUCUUAGCAUUUCGGCAGACUACACAUUCAUUAACAAGUAUUUGCUCUGUUUGCAGCCGCUUUUUAGGCAUCAAACAUGUUUUUUGUUUGUUGCAAUCUGUCUUAUCACCUUAUACUUUUUU
Plectropomus leopardus (leopard coralgrouper) is the source of this 1713-nucleotide messenger RNA. RefSeq names its product growth/differentiation factor 8-like. The record is from RefSeq and is a predicted model, not a curated record. Gene Ontology annotation, molecular function: cytokine activity; growth factor activity. Gene Ontology annotation, cellular component: extracellular region. NCBI's taxonomy places the organism in Eukaryota, Metazoa, Chordata, Actinopteri, Perciformes, Serranidae.